AUGUUUCUCUUCCUUGUUGCUUUUUUGCCAGUGGUUUUUAAAAUUGGUUUUGUCAGCCUCUCAGCUCUGCAGCACUGGAACUGUCCUAAUGGAUACCGAUUAAAGCCUGAAAACUCUGCUUGUACAGAUAUUGAUGAGUGCCUUGAAGGUGGUUUGGGAACCUGUGGCCAAACCUGUAUCAAUAUUCCAGGGUCAUACAUCUGCUCCUGUUUGCCUGGCUACUCCUUGGGUAUUGACAAGCAGUCUUGCUAUGUGAACGACCCAGCACCAUUCUUGCUUUUUAGCCAUGGAAAUGCCAUCUUUAGAAUUGACACUGAAGGGACAAAUCAUGAAAGAUUGGUUGCUGAUACUGGUCCAUCAACCCUUAUGGAUUUUCAUUAUGUAGAAGAGAAAGUGUAUUGGGUAGAUUCUGAAAGGCGACUGCUUCAAAGAAUUCACCUAAAUGGCACAAAACGAGAGAGACUGUGUUACAUAGACAAAGGCAUUUCAGGAUUUGCUAUUGACUGGAUAAAUCAAGACAUUCUCUGGGCCAACAGACAGAAAGGAACCAUAGAAGCAACCGACAUGAAUGGGAAGAAACGCCGAGUUCUUCAAAGAGCUGUUGGUCGUCCCACAAGGAUUACCAUUGAUGCUGAACAAAGGCUGUUAUUUUUGUCUUCAGAUGGUACAGUUUCCAGCAUACACCGAGUAUCCCUCAGAGGAAGUGAUACGAAAAAUAUUUUGAAAACUACAGAAAAAAUAAAGGCCAUCUCACUAGAUUUGGUUGACACAAGGCUCUACUGGAUCCAACAUGACCAUGGAAAAGAGAUUUCCCAUAUUGGAUCAUGUGACUAUGAUGGUGGAGCUGUUAGCUUCCUCAGAAAUUCUGUCCGUCAUCAAUUGCUUGGUAUGUCUGUCUUUGCUGAGCACCUAUAUUACUCAGACAUGAAGUCUGGCAUGAUAUGGAGAGCCAACAAAUAUACUGGAAACGUUGUAGUCACAAUUAGCCUGAAGCCAUCAUUUUUCCCACCAGUGGAGAUAAAAAUAGUACAUCCAUUUAAGCAGCCAGGUGCAAGGAUUGAUUCUCAGGAUUUGGAAAAAGAAAUCUGUGAUUUGAACAGAGAAAAGUGCAGAAGAAUCUGCAGGCCAGACUCAAGGACUCAUCGGUGUAAAUGUUCUAGUGGCUUUAUUUUAAGUCGAAAUAAACAGUUUUGUGAAGACAUUAAUGAAUGUGGCUUCUGGAACCACGGCUGCACUUUAGGCUGUGUGAACAUGCCUGGCUCCUAUUACUGCACCUGCCCAAGAGGCUUUGUUCUGCUGCCUGAUAGGAAAACCUGUCAUGAGCUAAUUACCUGUACAAGUAAUGACACCGGAUGUAGUCAUGGCUGCCUUCAAACAUCUAAAGGUGCUGUUUGCUUUUGCCCAGAAGGAUCUGUACUCAAAGCAGAUGGCAAAACAUGCACAGGUUGUACAUCUCCAGAUAAUGGUGGCUGCAGUCAGAUAUGCUCUUCUUUAAGCCCAUCCUCCUGGGAGUGUGCUUGUUUUCCUGGAUAUAAGCUUCAGCGAGACAGAAAGCACUGCACUGCUAUAGGUCCAAAGCCAUUUUUGUUAUUUGCAAAUGGCCAAGAUAUCCGCCAGAUCAGUUUUGAUGGAACAGAUUAUACAAGUUUACUUGACUGGCAGAUGGGAGUAGUCUUAGCACUGGACUCUGACCCAGUGGAAAAUAAGAUUUACUUUGCCCACACCGCCUUGAAAUGGAUAGAACGAGCUAAUCUGGAUGGUUCAGACCGUGAAAAGGUUAUUCAUGGAGCUAUAGAUACACCCGAAGGCCUUGCUGUGGACUGGAUUAACCGUAAAUUGUAUUGGACAGACAGAGGGAAGGUGUGCAUUGAAAGGAGCAAUCUGAAUGGAAUGCAAAGAAAAAUGAUCAUCUGGGAGGAUCUCUCCCAACCCCGAGGGAUUGCCAUUCACCCAUUUGCUAAGAGAUUAUUCUGGACUGACAUGGGGGUCAAUCCACAGAUUGACAGCUCUUCAUUAGAAGGCUUCGAUCGCCGGGUGGUAGCCAGCACUGGCCUGGUGUGGCCCAGUGGAAUUGCUCUUGACUACUUGGCUGACAAGUUGUACUGGUGUGAUGCUAAACAGGCCAUGGUUGAGAGUGCAAACCUGGAUGGUUCUGGUCGUCGAAUUCUUGCACAGAAUGAUGUAGGCCACCCUUUUGCUGUAGCGGUGUUUGAGGACCACCUGUGGUUUUCUGACUGGGCUAGGCCAUCACUAGUGAGGGUGGACAAGAAGACCGGCCAAAACAGGGUACGUCUUCGAGGCAGCAUGCUGAGACCCUCAUCAAUGGUUGUAGUUCAUCCUUUGGCGAAACCAGGGACAAAUCCUUGCCUUUAUGAGAAUGGAGGGUGUGAUCAGAUCUGUGAAAACAGUUUUGGAAUUGUCCACUGCAAGUGCCAUCCAGGAUUUGGAAAAACUCAAGAUGGAAAAUCCUGUCAUGCUCUGGAUUCUUCCAAUUCAACGGCAGAAAGGGUCUCUGUGCAUAAGGAGGUAAUGCCAAUACCACCACAAGAGACUGUACUCCAGAGCAAACAGAGCACUGGGAUUUUUAAGGAUGCAGACAAUGGGGAAAAGCAGAAAAUAAAUUUUUUUAUGGCUGAAAUAAUGAUAUCAGAUGAAGAUGACUGCGCUGCACUAGAAUGUUAUGUCAAUACAGAGUGUGUUUUACUGGAAGAUGGUGCUAUGUGCCAGUGUUUGAAAGGAUUUACCAGGAAGGGGAAAUCAUGCUAUGAUGUUGAUGAGUGUGCUGUACACACGGACCACUGCAAUCGAAGCGUGUCAGACUGUAUCAAUACGGAAGGGGGCUACGUCUGUAAAUGCCUGGAAGGCUACACUGGAGAUGGAGUCCAUUGCUAUGAUAUUGAUGAGUGCAAGACGGGGUCCCACACCUGUGGAGAGAACAUGACAUGCACAAAUACAGAAGGAAACUUCACUUGCUUGUGUGCUGAUCAUGCUGCUGGAACUGGCAUCAGUUGCAAAUCUGCUGUUCCCCCAACUGUGGUCAGCAAUGAAUACACUACCAAUGCUGUGCAAGGUGAUAUUAUAGGAUGUCCUCCUUCGUAUGAGUCAUACUGCCUCCAUGGUGGAGUGUGCAAUUAUGUUUCUGAUCUACAAGACUAUGCCUGCAACUGUGUGACGGGGUACGUGGGGGAGCGCUGCCAGUUCAGCGACCUGGAGUGGUGGGAGCAGCAGCGCUCCGGGCGGGCCAAGGUGCGGAGCAUCGCCAUGACGGCCUGCGCCGCGGGGCUGGCCCUGCUGGCCCUGCUGGUGGGCGGCCUGGCUGCCUACUGCCACAGAACUCAGAAUCUGUAUAAGAAGAAUCUCUGUGCAGAAGCGAUAAGAGCCGCCAGCAGCCGCGCUGACAAUGAGACCGUAACACCUACUGGCAACAAGUCUCUGUUUGAAGUUUUUAAGAAGGGUAACAGUUCUCUGGAGACUAAAGCAAUUGAUCUAAUUGAGUGUGAGACAGCAGAUCCUCAUCCUGCCUGUCCUUCAGAAUCUGCAGAAGAACAGCCUGUAACAUAUGACAAAGCAGCAGAGACUUUGGCAGAAGAGGAGAAAGAGCAAGACCACCGAAAAGAGGGUCCUGUUGGAGAGAAGCCACCUCAGUCCAUGGGAGUGGCAAAGGGCCCUCCCCAGGCUCCCAGGAGCAUCCAUCCCAACCCCCUGCCAGUAAGGGAGCCUUGCAAUCUUGCCCCAGCCAGCUUGCUGAUGCAGCCAGACUAG
Cinclus cinclus is the source of this 3762-nucleotide messenger RNA. It is a transcript of the gene EGF, whose product is annotated as epidermal growth factor. The transcript is spliced from 25 exons. Lineage: Eukaryota; Metazoa; Chordata; Aves; Passeriformes; Cinclidae. Bases 1 to 3762 code for a protein of 1253 amino acids. Gene Ontology annotation, molecular function: calcium ion binding. The record is from RefSeq and is a predicted model, not a curated record.